AAAUGCCCCUGCAUCAGCCAGAUCAAUUUCCCCCCCUCCCCUUCUUCCAGUCUGAUGCUAGCUGACAUCAUGCGCCUUCAGCCAGCCACUUUGUCUACGCGCACACACCAGGAACGGGAUAUGGCGAGACAAGCUUGGAUCUACACCAUCUUUAGUUUCAGAUCCUUCCGCGUCCCUGAUAUCAGGGCGGCUCAGUUCACCGGGCGUAACUAAGAACGACAACUUCCAGGGCUCCCGGUGUGAUCCAAUUUUCUUUGGAGUGCUUUCAUUACAGCAGAAGAGAGAAAAAUAAAGGAAAAGAAAAGAAGGCGAAUCACGUUGGGCAUUGAACUUGGCCAGCCCUGGUAGAGUGGAAGCCGGACACCCCAGGAAGCUUCUGUGAGAGUAGCCAUCCGGUCCAGCACUCAUGGCACCUAAACAGCAACCAGAGAGCCGCUGUUCUGAGUCGUCGCCCAGACACUCAGAAACAGCCGACGAUAACAACGAUCCAAACAAAAAUAACGGCAACGAGGACGAGGACGACGAGAUUAUCGACAUGGAGGCAGAGAACCUGGGCAGCAGGAGAGACGCCUCUGCCCAAGCCGACACCCAGAAAGAGGAGGACGAUCCGGCGCAGCCGGCAAGCUCUGCCUACGUUGCCCCCAUCCCAAACAUAGGCAGCAUCUCGCCAGUCUCACCUGGCAUCCAGAUCUCCCCCGCGGACCGCCCGGAUAUCCCGCCCUUCGUCGGCGCCCUUCUCGUCGGGAAACCGGUAGACGAAGACGGCGACAUCGUAGACGAGAAGACAGGGCAGGUUCUGGCACAUGCCGCCGGCGAUCUGCCCUCGAUGGUAGGCCGAAGGGUAGCCAACGCCCAAGGCGACAUCCUUGGAGACGACGGCAAGCUCCUGGGAUACGUCGCCGACGUCGAGUGGCCCAGGGCUCGACCGCCGCCCAACGCGGCCCCACGGAGCCUCUUCGACAUCAUGGGGCGCGCUACGGGCUCCCUCAUGGUCGAUCACGCUGGCAACAUUCUCGACGCGAGCGGGAAGGUCGUCGGCAGGUUCCACGACAACAACAACCCGCUCCAUCGCAGGGAAAAGGAGGAGAAGGAGGUUCGGGAGCGCGCCCGGACGGCCCGGAGUAAGGGCCCACGACCAUCGGGGGAGGAGGAGCAGCCGGUUUCCCUGAGCGAGGACCAGCGGCACUGGUCACCGCCUCCGACACCACCGGCACCGGCACCGCCACCACCUCUACUCUCACCGUCGCCUCACCAGCACCAGCAGCAGCACCAGCAGCAGCACCAGUGUGAGGAGGCGCAGGACGAGGGGGAGGAGCGGGCCGAGUCGCAGUCUCAGACGGCCACUGGUGACGGCCAGCCUCGACCGAGACGCACCGAGGAGGAGAGGAGGCGGAACGCGGAGGCUUGGAGGAAGGAGAACCCCAACGAGAGCCCGUCCGAUAUCUCCUUGGAUGUCAAGUCGACAAGGGAGGGAAUCCAGCUGAGGAUCCGGAUCCCGACCGUCUUCAACGGUCAGCAGGCCACACCACACAUCUCCUCGUAGCCGUAGCGUGAGUGAGAGAGGCUAUGACGGAAGCUCGAUGAGAAUGCGCGCGUUGGUUUUUUUUUUUUUUUUUACAGGGUGUCGCGGACAUUUGGGUGACGCGUUCCCAGGACAGGUAGGGAGCUAUGUUAGUUUGAAGCUGAGGUACUCGAGUCAAGGAUUUGGCGUGAUUAGGCUUGUAAUGUAUGUAUGUAUGUAUGUAUGUAUGUACAUAAUUGCUUUCUGCUCGGCCGCGUCGAGGACUAACUAAAGGUUCCGAAAAAAAUUUUGUAGACGUGGUUAGGCAUGUCAAGGAGGGUGGU
Messenger RNA from Thermothelomyces thermophilus ATCC 42464, 1845 nucleotides. RefSeq lists its product as uncharacterized. Bases 407 to 1543 code for a protein of 378 amino acids. NCBI's taxonomy places the organism in Eukaryota, Fungi, Ascomycota, Sordariomycetes, Sordariales, Chaetomiaceae. The transcript has a single exon. The record is from RefSeq and is a predicted model, not a curated record.